CUUCAGAACAUUUUCGUCGAAAUUAUUAAGAUCGUUAUUAUGUGAUAUAAAUUUCUAUCCCUUUACGUAUCAAUACUGAUUUAGGACGAAACAAGUUUACAGCAUGAAAACAAGUUUGUUUGUGUAUCAGGACAUUCGGACGUUGAGCUUUGAAUGGUUUAGACUCAAGUUUAGCUUAAUGUGUAUAAAAUUUCACGUGCUCAAGAUAUUAAAACUCAAGAAAUUAAAAUUGUGUUACGUAUAAGCGUUUUUCGCAUAAAUUAUUUCUGUAAUAAUACCAUUAGAUUGAAAUUUCGGGGAAAGGAAUAGGUUAGAAUAGAUUUGUGAUUUGAGAGCCAAAUACGGUAAAAUGAUAACGUCAUGAGUAACGGCGUGGGUGUAUGAAUACGUGGUAUAAUAUGAUACGGACUGCUUCGAUUUUAUAAUAGAUCGUAGUUUUAAACAAAUUUUUAUAACGAUGUACAAAGUUAUUGUUACCCUCUUUGUUAUCAUAUCCUUGAUACAAGGAGAAGAUUAUUACGAGAUUCUUGGUAUAAGCAGAUCAGCUGGUCAAGAUGAAAUUCGAAGGGCUUUCAAAAAGCUAGCUGUCGUCCAUCAUCCCGACAAAAACAGCGAUGACCCAAGCGCUCAUGAGAAGUUCAUCCGUUUAACAAUGGCUUAUGAGGUAUUGAAAGAUAAUGAUCUGAGAAGGAAAUAUGAUCUUUAUGGAGAAGAUGGUCUGGACAAUUUCAAUAAAAGACCAACUUAUCAUCCAUGGAGCUACUAUCAGAACAAUUUCGACAUAUAUGAAGACGACAAAUAUGUCAUCGCUGUGGAGAGAAACGAUUUUGAGAAUAUUAUCAACUCUGACUCAAGUUGGUUCGUGAAUUUCUACUCUCCGAGAUGCAGUCACUGUCACCACUCGGCUCCGACUUGGAAAGAAGUUGCCAAGCUGCUCGAUGGCGUUGUGAAAAUCGCGUCGUUUAAUUGUGAAUACGAUAGGCACUUCUGUCAUCAGGUCGGCGUCCGUGCCUAUCCUACGCAGCUUUAUUAUAAAAAGAAUUCGCAGCAUGGAAUACGCUACACGGGAGAGAAUACGCAAGUUGCUAUUAUGCGAUUUGCGUUGGACAGACUGGACAUCUACGUGCCGAAAAUAAGCGAUGUCCAGUGGAAGCGGUUCUUACGUGGCAAGGACAUCGUCGAGAGACCUAUGCUCAUCUUCACGUGCGGUGAUCACCAGAACUGUUUCAGUCCUGACGACAGACUUGUAGUAGCAGCUACAUUCGACAAACUGAUCGACGUAAAGGUAUUCACGUGCGCGGAUGGCAACUGCCACGACAACGUGUCUCGCAAUACGCACGCGGUAUACUUGCCAAUAUACAACGCGUCUUCCUGGGAGCCUGUGUUCUUCGACGGCUUGUCUGAUGUAAACGCGCUAGUAGAGAAACUCUUGGACCAUCUGCCAGCCCCACGAGAGCUGACCGACAAUGAUUUCACGAUUAUCAAGGGAACCGAAGCCGAUGUUGCUUGGCUCAUAUGCUUUUACCUCGGCGAUUCCGCGGCUAUAGAUCUGCAAAUGAGAAAAUUGUCUAUCAGCGGCGUUAAUUUGGGUAAGAUUCAUUGCGGCAGAAACGGUCAGCUUUGCAGCACGUUGGGCGUGAACCGUUAUCCGAUCUGGGGUAUGCUCAAGCCGGGCGGAGCGUUCGAGUUGGACCACGGAAAGAGCAGCAACAACGACAUUAUCAAAUUCGCGCAGCUCAGCGUGAAAACUACGAACGUUCAGGCUCUUACUCUGGAAGAAGCGGUAUCGAUAUUACAUAGGCACAACGGAGACGAAGUGUGGUUUCUGGAUUGGUACACACCCUGGUGUCCACCCUGCAUACAGUUUCUGAUGGAGCUGCGUAGGGCGUCGCUGGAAUUCGACGCGUCGAUCGUCCGUUUCGGUACCAUCGAUUGCACCGUCCACACUGCGUUGUGUCGUCAGCACAGCAUACAGUAUUAUCCGACUGCGAUGCUCGUAAACGGCAGCAGCACGCACCUAUUCACGAUACAGAAGACAGCCGCGAACGUGAUCCAAUUCAUUAACGAGAAAAGAAACCCGUCAGUUAUAGAAUUAACUUCGGAGAGCUUUCGUCGGAAGCUUGCGAGGAAGAAGAGCAAAGUCAUGUGGAUCGUCGAUUAUUUCGUAUCAUGGUGCGGUCCGUGCCAAAGAUUGGCGCCGGAAUGGGUAGCCGUUGCGAAAGCAUUGAGCAGUCUGCCAUUCGUUAACGUGGCCAGUGUGGAUUGCGAGGCCGAGGCUUCCUUGUGCUCGUUCCAAGGUGUGCAUUCUUACCCCAACAUCAGGAUGUAUCCGUUAGGCAGCGAAGGCCUCAGCACAGUCGCCUUGUACAACGGACAGCGAGAUUCGUGGUCCAUGUUAACGUGGAUUACGUCGUUCCUGCCGAAGAGGAUUCGCGAUUUGACUGCCUCCGAUUACCAGAGAGUGCUGGACAGCAAACACACGUGGAUCGUCGACUUUUACCUGCCGCACUGUUGGCCCUGCCAAAAGAUGGAACCUGAGCUUGCCAUCGCCUCUCACUUAGUGGAGAAAGUAAAAUUCGGAAGAAUCAACUGCAAUUUCUACGUGAACGAAUGCGCACACGUGAAAGUGUUUCCGACACUGGUGCUAUACGACCCCAAGCGGACGAGGAAAAAUGAUGGUGUGAAGAUUGACGCGACGACGGCUGCGGCAAUCAGGGAUAAGGUUUUACAGAUUACUAAUCCGCGCUUGGAACACGACGAACUGUAAUAGACGAGGUGCCUAAAUCGAAAUUAUUAAGCUUUUGUACUUAUCUGUAAUCGAUGUGUCGCUGUACACUGCCGUAACCGGUGCUUCUCACUUAUUGUGACGCGUUUCGUUCUUCCAAGAGAGAUGAAAGAGAAACCAGAUAGAGGUUUAGCCCUAUUGUGAUACUUUUAUAUUUGUAAGUACUGUUUAUGCAUUUGCAAGGUUCGUCUUGCAAUUUCUCUUAGAAAUGCAUUAUUAUAAAAAAAUGUAUAGUAUGGUAUAGUAGAGUUAAUAAGCAAAGUAUAUUCUUAUUUAUAUGCAUGUUGAAACUUGUUAAUAAUUUCUAAUGGACAAAUCACAAUAAAUUAAAACAAUGUCAAUUUGCAAACUGAAACUUAGUAUUCAAAUAAAGAUUCGAAUACUAAAUAUUUAAUUGUAAUUGUAUUUAAUUUUAAUUGAAUUUCUAAAGAGAAAUUACAAUUACUUCUGUAAUUAAAUCUUUUAAUCAUCAAAAUGAUAAAAAUUUUCUCAAAGUGAUUAAAUUUGUAUCAUUUUGAUUAAAUUUUUACAAUAAAAUUAUAUUUUGUAACACUCAAAGGUCCUGUUUCAGUUUGUACUUUAAGACGUGAAUCUCAUAAAUGUGAUCAUUGAUUAAUAUGAAAUAAAGCAAAUUUUUGAGAAAA
Ooceraea biroi (clonal raider ant) is the source of this 3429-nucleotide messenger RNA. Its product is annotated as dnaJ homolog subfamily C member 10. NCBI's taxonomy places the organism in Eukaryota, Metazoa, Arthropoda, Insecta, Hymenoptera, Formicidae. Gene Ontology annotation, biological process: IRE1-mediated unfolded protein response. Gene Ontology annotation, molecular function: oxidoreductase activity, acting on a sulfur group of donors, disulfide as acceptor; misfolded protein binding; protein-disulfide reductase activity. The record is from RefSeq and is a predicted model, not a curated record. Gene Ontology annotation, cellular component: endoplasmic reticulum lumen.